Messenger RNA from Lynx canadensis (Canada lynx), 2217 nucleotides. RefSeq names its product serine/arginine repetitive matrix protein 1-like. The coding region runs from base 1 to 1221 and encodes 406 amino acids. NCBI's taxonomy places the organism in Eukaryota, Metazoa, Chordata, Mammalia, Carnivora, Felidae. The record is from RefSeq and is a predicted model, not a curated record. The transcript is spliced from 4 exons.
AUGGGGUGUGGUCAGGGUGGGGAAGGGUGUGGAGGGGAGGGGAGGGUGAAGAACAACAAUCAGUGCUCAGCUCGGCUCCUGCCCGGCGCGCCCCAGGACCCAGACCCUAGGAGUAAGGUCGGAAGGCAAGGAAUCCGUGAGCGCCACCAAAUGGGCCCUGUCUGGGGUCGGGGCGCGGGUUCAGCUCCCUGCUACUCCUCUCGCCACCGCCCACACACUUCGUCCCUCACUUUCCUAAAACCACCCCGGCUCGGCUCUUGGCAGCGACAGCGGUGGCAGCAGCGACGGCAAAGUGGCGGCGGAGGCCGAGACACCUCGUGGGCUUGUGUCCAUGCCGGGCCUGAGGAAGGGAGAGGCCAGGGAGUGGGGACCCGGGGGUUCCCCGAGAGCGCAGAGGCGACCGUCGGCGGAGGUUCCAGGUCAACUUGUGCCUGCAGCUUUGCUCUUCGCAGUUGGUCCAGUUUGGGGGGGGGGGAGCGAAGGGGACCCGACAAGCGUGCGGGUGGGCGAUUCUCAGCCCUCCGAAAGCUGGGAACCCCCUCGAUUAUCCGUCUCAUUUCCCUCACCCCGGCCCUGCCUGCUUCCCUGCUUCGCAAACUGUUGGCUUCCCCGUCACCGCUCAGUUUUGCUCAUUUUCCAGAGACGCCUUCAGACCUGGCAGGAGAAUCCUUUCAGCCCCCCACCCCCGGCCUCCUCUCUCCCGCGCCCCCCCCCCCCCCCGCAUCUCAAAGCGCGGAAGUUCAGACGUGUAUCUCCCCUUCCCUCGCGGGGCGGCAGCGGGGAAGGCGAGGAGGGAGCCGGUGGGGCCACUGGGGCGGCUUUAGAGCCGGAGCCCGGAGGCCCCGAGGGAUUCACGUGAAAGGCUGCGUCUCCCAGGGCAGCAGGAACACAGGCUUUAACUCCAGCAACUGGCCGAGCAGAAAGGGACCCUCUGCCCACAUCCCGCCCGCGCGCCCGCCCGCACGCCCGGGAGAGCCGCCGCCGCCGCCGCCGCCGCCGCCGCCCGGCUCCGAGGGAUCCCGCCGGACCUGCCCCUUCCACUGCGGCUCACUCUCUGCCCUGCCUGGCGCCAGUCCUGGAUCGCCGGCUUCCUAUUUAUAUCACACUGGGCUCCUCUCGACUCACUUUACCAUCCCGUUCCAGGCUGGCGACUUCGCUGCUGAGCUGAAACUGCUAAUUUCUGUGACCAGCUUUUUUCUUAGCUGUGAUCUGGAUGAAUGAGUAGCUGUCUCACAGAGAUGACAAAAAUAAACUCUAAUCCCCCCCAAAAUUUCCACUACAUCUUUCUCAUGCAUAGAUUUAUGAUCUUCAAGCGCUCUGUGCAAUAUGCAAACUUUUUUUUGUGUCUGUAUAUAUGCUGUUGUUUCCAGAUUUCACUACAUUGGUAUGCUGCUCCCCCACCCCCACCCCCACCCCAUGAAAUGCAGAAACCGUCUGAUCUCAAAGUAUGCCAGGAUGCCACUUUCUAGUGUCUUGAUAUUUGGGGUUUGUGUCUGAUUUGAAAGACACUAGCCCUCGCCUAAGAGGUGAGUGGCUGAGUGUACAAACUGGGGGGGGGGGGGGGGGGGGGUGGGAAAUUAGAACUAGUAGGACGGAAUAGAGGACAGCCCUUCUCUUUACGUGUGUUUCCCUGUACUAUUCAAGCUUUCUGAUCUUGUUGGAAAACAUAUUUUCUCUAUUAUUUUGUCUGGUUAAGCAACCAUCUCGGAACUUCUGUGUCAGCUCUUCAACAGAUAAGGGUUCAGAAGUCACUUUUUUUUUUUAAUUGAAAGAUUAUCAUAUUGUCAGAUAUGUCUUUCAAUUAGGAGUGUUUGAUUUGCAGGAGCUAGAGAGUCAAGUGCUAGGAAGCCCAGCUGCAAUUUCACAAAUGUAACCUUUAAACUUUGGACCUCAUCUGGUAUAUAAGGAUGACCACAUAAAGCUCACAUUUUUGACCCUGCUUAGCAUGCAGAACGAAGCCCAGAAUGAUUCUGGAAUUUCAGCUGUACCAGAGAUUCAUGUGUAUUUUGGUAGAGGACACGUUCUCUAGACUCAUUUCAUGAUGUAUUGCGCCCUUACAUUUAUAGCCCUGCAUUUUGGUUGUCAAUGGGGGUUGGGGUUGGAGGUGUCCAAGAAAGAAAGAAGGGGGGUGGAGGGAAGAAGAAGAAGAAGAAGAAGAAGAAGAAGAAGAAGAAGAAGAAGAAGGCAUGCCCUUGAAUAAAAGGAACAUGAAAGAAA